CAAAGCAUCAAGCGCACACUAUUAUUUUAGAUAGAAAAAAUUGCAAAUUUACCAGCAAUAUUUAACUAGUUCGGUCCAAAGAGUAUAAUACUAUAUGUAUGUUCGGUCGGUCGGUACCCCAUUGCAUAUUUGCUUAUUUAGAUUGCAAGUUCAUCAUCAAUUGAGGAUAUUGAACCAUGGCUUUGGCACUACAACGACGAGCAAACGUUCGCCUUCCACCUGAAGUCAACAGGGUUUUGUAUAUACGUAAUCUGCCGUACAAAAUCUCUGCCGAAGAAAUGUAUGAUAUUUUUGGAAAAUAUGGAGCAAUUAGGCAAAUCCGUGUAGGAAACACACCAGAAACCAGAGGUACUGCUUUUGUAGUGUAUGAAGAUAUAUUUGAUGCAAAGAAUGCCUGUGACCAUCUCUCAGGCUUCAAUGUCUGCAACAGAUACUUGGUUGUAUUAUAUUACCGAUCAAACAAAGCUUUCAAGGGUAUGGAUAUUGAGAAGAAGCAAGAGGAAUUGGAUACUCUAAAGAAGAAAUAUGGCAUCUCAUCAGAAGAACUGCGAAAAUAAUUUUGUGUUUUUAGAUAAUUUUUCUAUUAUAAUGUGUUACAGCUACUUGCACCAUUCAACUAACCCGGGGCUACCUGUUAAACCUGAAGUUACCAUGGUUACCAGUACUAUUUGACAUUGGGUUAACAUAUUAACCCCGGGUUAGUGGGAUGGUGCAAGUGGCGCUAAGAUAGUUAAAUUUAAUAUAAGACAAAAAAAGAAA
Messenger RNA from Cydia strobilella, 759 nucleotides. RefSeq names its product splicing factor 3B subunit 6 (gene Sf3b6). Lineage: Eukaryota; Metazoa; Arthropoda; Insecta; Lepidoptera; Tortricidae. Gene Ontology annotation, cellular component: nucleus; cytoplasm. The coding region runs from base 177 to 557 and encodes 126 amino acids. The record is from RefSeq and is a predicted model, not a curated record. The transcript has 3 exons. Gene Ontology annotation, molecular function: mRNA binding.